AGGGAGAAACAUAACGUUAUAAAGCGUGCAUGGAGAUGUGGAGUACAGCAGGAUUAUGACUUAUAUUUAGCGAUAAUGAGAUGCAGACAAGAUGGGGAAAAUCUAGUUGAUGAGCGCAACAGAUUGAUUAGAAGGUUGCGAGAAGAACAGAUGUCCAACAUCAAUCUAAGGAAAGAAGUUAGAGGCAUGGAAAAAGAGAUUGAAACGAUGGGUCAGAAAAACGUUCAGAAAUCAUGCAUCAUUGAUGGCUUACAAGAAGUAGAUGAGAUGAAAAAAUGUACUAGAAUCCUGAACUCGGACAAAAAGAGCUAUUUGCAGAUAGAGGCGAAUGAUACCCGUGAAGAAAUGAUAGCCCAGCUAAGAUGUGAUGUUUCUUUACUCAGAAGCAAAUUGGAAACAGACAAAGAAUUACUAACUAUUUUGAUGCCACAUAAAGAUGAACUUAAGGAUUUACUGGAUACCACAAAGCUGGAAGAACAUCAGAAGAGACAUCUUCAAGAGAUAGUGAUGCAUACUCACAUGAGAAGAAUCAGAAAAUUUCAUUGGGAAUUCGGUCGACUUCUUAUCAGAUGUCAAGAAAAAAGAACAUGGAUAGAAGAAUCUUUUCAGAAACUGAAUUCAACAAGUGCUGCCAAGCACGAAGAAAUUGCAAAAGAUGAAUCAGAAAAUUCGAAGAUAAUCGAUCAGGAAAAUUCUCUUCUUUCAGACUUAAUAAACUCUCAACAUCAAAGGAUAUGUCAAAUAGUGGACGACAUGGUUGAAGACAUCGAAUGGCUGUGUGAACUGCGAUGUGAUCAGUAUUUAAUUAAAGAAUUCAUCCAACUCCUCAGAAAGAAGCAAGAACCAGAGAGUCAUCAAUGCUUGGAUGAAAUGGAAGUUAUGUAA
Messenger RNA from Parasteatoda tepidariorum (common house spider), 885 nucleotides. RefSeq lists its product as uncharacterized. NCBI's taxonomy places the organism in Eukaryota, Metazoa, Arthropoda, Arachnida, Araneae, Theridiidae. The record is from RefSeq and is a predicted model, not a curated record.